CUUGCAAAUAAAAUGGUGACCACACAAAAGUGUGUUGUUGGGAUAUCAUUAUCAACCACCCUUUUCUCUUCCAUUUCCAUGGUGAACAACAACAUGAAUGAAGGAGGAAGAAGAAGAAGAAGAAGAAGAAGCAAAACCAGUUGUAUUUCCAUGGCUAAAAAGGAUGAUAAGUAUCCACUCAAGAUUGUUUCUCAAGCUGCCGUUGUUGUUCUCGGAUUAGGCUUCAUAGAUGCCGGGUACAGUGGAGAUUGGUCAAGAAUUGGAGUGAUCUCAAAGGAGAAUGAAGAUUUGCUGAAAGCUGCGGCUUUUAUUGUCGUUCCUUUGUGUAUUUUUCUUAUAUUUUCCAUCUCCAAACCAAAUCACGAUGAUUCAAGCUAAAAUCGAGAUUGAUUUUUGUUUUUUUAUUAAUAAUAUCAAUACAUUUUAAUUUUUUAAAGACGUAGAUGUCAUUUUCGGGUUUUGUAAGUGAUUUUUGAUGGUUGAUAUUAGACUCAAGGUGCCUUGGGUAUAAAAAAAGAGCCUUGGUGCCCGUUUUGCGGAAAA
Messenger RNA from Cynara cardunculus var. scolymus (artichoke), 543 nucleotides. RefSeq lists its product as uncharacterized. NCBI's taxonomy places the organism in Eukaryota, Viridiplantae, Streptophyta, Magnoliopsida, Asterales, Asteraceae. Bases 13 to 378 code for a protein of 121 amino acids. The record is from RefSeq and is a predicted model, not a curated record. The transcript is spliced from 2 exons.